UUUCGAUUGGAAUCCAGUUCCACUUGUUACAGGUGGUUGCACGUUUUCCAUGUUUUCUUUGUGCUUUCGAUACUUUUCCUCCCCAAGUACUUCGGUUACUAGCCUUGUCUAUCAGGGGAUUUGGACGGACUUGCUGCAACCUUUCUGGAACAGCUGAGUUUCCCAUCCUUUGUAGAAUAUGGCGGGAUCCCUCGUUUGUGCGACUGAAAUAUUUCUGAUACUCCCAGAACUUUUUCUUUGAUUUUGAAAAGUGAUUGUUGUUUGAUUUAUUAUAGAAAAUAUUGGGUAAAAAUGCCUUUUCACUCAAGGUCUGUGGAACCCAGGCGCGUGUGCAGGUUGAACGACGUGGGUUGCAUAGCCGGGGCGCUUACUGACCGAGACGAUUGUAGCUUCACCGGAGUGGAUGGUUACAAAGUUCGAAAGACCGUUUUGUUUACAUCGUUGGAAGAGGUUUGCUGUCACACUCUGACUAAUAUUAUCCAUCAACUUUCCGACCUUUCGCGGCACGCCAGCAACAUUUUUCUGGAAAUCGAAGCAGAAGCCGGAUUGCUAUCAAAGAGAUCCUGCAGAAUUCAACUUCGUCUGGAAACUUUGCAGAGUACUGUCCGAAGUUUAGAUCACAAGAAAAUCAAAAUCCCUGUGUCUAAUCUGGAUGAGGAGAGCAGGUGGACUGUGCACUACACAGCGCCCUGGCACCAGGGGGAGAAGCCGCCUGGCAACCGCCCGGUGGGUGAGGCCAAUCACCUGAAGACUGCGCUGCGAGAAUGCGAUAAGCUGAGGAAGGAUGGCUUUCGCAGCUCGCAGUACUACUCCCAGGGCCCCGUCUUCUCCAGCUCCACCCUGUCCAACAGCAGCCUGCAGGAGGACGAGGACGACGACCGGAAGUCCAUAGCGUCGUCUGCAGAGGAGGAGAAGCUAUCGUACCCCUCGAGGCCCCUCACCCCCCUGAUGGGGGGCGGGCAGGAUGUCACCUCGCCCCUGCCCACCCCAGAGCAGAAGAUGAGGGAGCAGGCCCAGGCUGUGCCCACUGACAUCAUCCCCAUUAAUGUUUCAGGGGAGACUUUUGACCGGCAGGCCAGUGUCCGACGCUCCUUAGUUAACACUGACACUGUGGUCAGGAGGUCCAAGAAGGUCAAAAGGAGAAAGACAAUAACAGGGGUCCCCGACAACAUCCAGAAGGAACUAGCAGGGAAAGGACCCAGAGAGUUCCGGGCUCAGUCGAUGUACAUCCCUGGCCAGUACUCCACGCUGGGCCGCGUGGGAAGCGUGAACUCCACGCUCCGGCGGUCGCAAACGCGAGACUCCAGCUGCCAGACAGAGGAGGUGAAGAUCGUACCGCCCUCCAUGCGCCGUAUCCGGGCUCAGAGGGGCCAGGGCAUCGCCGCCCAGAUGGCCGGCCUCUCGGCCUCUUCUUCCGGAAGCAUCUCAGCUAGCAGCGUCGACGGAGCCUGCACGGGGGUGGCCUACGCGUACGCGCCCCAGCUGAACGGGGGAGCUCGCUUCCACAGCCUGCCCCGCCAGGGGGCGCGCGUCUCCCUGAGCGCCGAACCCAUUUACAACAGCGCCCCCUGUAGGCCGGAAGACUGCCAUGCGGGCGGCCAGACCCAGUCCCGCCAGAUUGCCAAGCUUCAGGCCGAUGAGACGGUUGUGCACCUGAGGAGCACCCCCAGGACUGGAGCGAUGCCCCGCCCCAAAUCCCAGCAAGAAGUGCGGGGAGUGCAGGGGGACCCUGCUCCCCUCCUGGUCUCCCCUCAUGCUGCCUAUGCCACCUCGUUGAUACCCAACGCCACCUUGUCCUGCACCGCCCAGGUCAUCACCCUUAACACCGUCGGGCACACGCAGACAAUGGGGGCCCAGCCCUCGGGCCCACCCCGAGGAGAAAUGGGCUCGCAGUGCAGUGAACCGGACGCCCCCAGCGAGUCAAGCUGCUGCUCAGACGGGAGCUUCCAGAACUCGGCCACCUCCGCCACAGAUCAGUGGGUCUAUGACACCCCGGAGAACGUCUUACCCAAGAGGCCCCUGACGUCCAGCUGCUCUACCCCCAUAAACCACCUGUACAGCAGCCUGGAGAGGCCCUCGAACCGCACGGACUCGGGCUCGCUCUGCUCCAUAGACAAUGACGGCUACUACACCUCCAUGCGCCUGGACUCCGGCCUCAAGUCCCGCAGCCACGGCAACAUCGCCACCGCCCGCCACAGCAUGUACGAGGGCCAGCAGCAGCACGCCUACGCCGGUCAGGAGGAACGCGCCAGCCUCUACAGCAACAGGUCGCUCUCUCGCAGCAUCUCCCUCCGCAAGGCCAAGAAGCCCCCCCUGCCGCCCGCCCGGACCGACUCUCUCCGCCGCAAGCCCGGCAAGAAGGCCGCCAACGGCGGGGCGCCGCUGAACGAGACGCUGAUCGCCAGCCUGCAGCAGUCCCUGCAGCAGGGGGGCCUGAAGGACCGGGUGGCGAGCUCCUCGCCCUCUCAGAGCCCCUGCAGCGAUUACGAGGACCCCUGGGUGCUGCGGCCGAGGAGCCAGAGCAGCGCCAGCGCCGGGAGCAGCGGGGUGUCGGCCAACGUCUACUCGCUGUGCCCCGUCACGCCCCCGCAGAGCGACACCAGCAGCCUGCGGUCCGACUACGCCGAGUGGGGCUGCUACGGUGAGCGGCCCCGGUCCCCGCUCGCCCGGUCCAUCAGUGUCGGCGGGACCCCACGGGGAGGCCUCCAGAAUGGGCCCCAGGCACCCCUGCCCUUGCCUCUGCCCCUGGCCCAGGACGCCCCCAAGCCUAAGGCAGCCACAACAUCCUCCCCCGACCGGGUGCACCGGUUGACCUCGCCCUCCAGCGGCUAUUCCAGCCAGUCCAACACGCCCACGGCCGGCACGCCUGUGCCCUCCUUCAUGAGGGCGCUUUCCCCAGCGGGGGCACGGCCCAAGCCCAAGGUGCCCGAGAGGAAAUCAUCCCUGCUCUCCUCCAUGUCCAUUUCCUCCUCUUCCACAUCCCUGUCCUCCAACACCUCUGAUUCAGCCAGGACCCCUGUCCCUCCCCUUCCCCCUCCAUUCUUCCCACUGAGCCCCACCUUCUCACCCCCCCUGCCUCUGCCUGCAACCCCUGAGACUUCUAAGAGCCUGCUCCCCUGCGGGUCAUCUCCUGAAUUCCCAUCCCCUCCUCCAGAGGCGAUGUUGGACUCCGUUUGGCCAAUCAACAAUGCGGUCAGUCCUCCUCCACCCCCACCUCUUCCUCAACCUUCUACCGCCCCUGUUGUGCCCCCACCCCCGCCACUACCCCCUGCAGCUCCACCCACAGCCCUCAGCCUGAAGAGCCUGAAAGAGGCCCUCAAAUCCGUGAGCCCAUCGGAUGUCAACCAUACACCCAACGGGGUUAAAAAACCGCCCCUCAAUCAUCCUGGGUCCCCUGUGCCCCUGAUCACUGCCCAAGCUCUGCAGAUGGUCCAGCUGCGGUCUGUCAAGAAGCCAGAGAGACUUCAGAACACUGAAGGGACCACAACAAGCACUCAGGAAACCAGGAAUGGGCAGGAGUCCCCAAACUCCUCCACACCAGAGUUGCCUAUAAAGCCAGAGCCCCCGACGGUACUGCCACUGCCUUCCUGUGCCGCCCCCACCCUAAACGGGAUGUACAAGCCUCCCACGCCUGUCAAGAAGUACCUGAGAGACCUCCCCAAAAGCAGCGCCCUAGAGAUCAUGUCUGGUGAUGCUGCCAGCACUGACCCCCCCGGUGAUGCCACUCCCCUGAGUCAGGCACAGCCAUCCUCAGGGCCUUCUGACGACCCCUCGCUCCCUGACCACGUUGACCCAGAAAGUUCUCCUGCGGGGAGCCCAAACGAUGUGGUGCACAGUCCUGCACCCAAACAAAAGCCCCCAGUUGCCGCCAAGAAACCCAAGCUGUCCGUACUGGCACUCCCUCCCCAGACUCCUCCCGAGUCUGCACCAGAGACUCCACCUAAGACCCCACCCCAGACUCCGCCUCCGACUCCACCUGAGUCCACCCUGCGGGAGAAAGAACAGCUCUGUGCAGACGUGCCCCUUGCCUCUCAGAAUGGGAUGUCCAGCCCCAGAACGGCCCAGCCGGAAGGCACGGAGGAGACGGACUCUCGAGCUCCUACCCCUCUGACUGAGAGCAGAGAGUCCCUCAGCAGCAAGCUCUCUGCCGACAGCCUGCAGGCCACCUGCGACCCCGCCCCCUCCCCUGCCCCGCCCUCUCAGGAGCUCCCACUCAAUGGUGACAAUGGAGGUGGGGAUGGAAAUGGAGAAGAAGAUGCAGAUGCAGACAGAGAUGGAGAUGCAGAUGGAGAUGUAGAUGGAGAUGAAGAUGGAGAUGGAGAUGCAGAUGGAGAUGGUGCCAGCAGUACCACAGGCUCCAUCAGCUCUAAGGAUGACGACAACGGCGAGGUGUUCGACUCCAGCACAGCCAACUCGUCGCCGGCCGCUAGCACCAACGGAGACGCCCUGGAGGACAUGGUGACGCCCACCCGCCCGCGCACCACCGAAGACCUGUUUGCCGCCAUCCACAGGUCCAAAAGGAAGGUUCUGGGCCGGAGAGAGUCUGAGGAGGACCGGUCGCGAGGCCACUCCCCGUCGCCGCCGGUUACGCCCACGGGCAUGUCGCCGGGGCUGAGCUCGUCGCUGCCGCGCCCGGCGGGCUCCAUCCAGCGCAGCCUGCGCAAGUCGGCCACCAGCAGCGACAGCUUCAAGGCCCUCCUGCUGCGCAAGGGCAGCCGCUCGGAGACCAGCUUCCGCAUGUCGGCCGCCGAGAUGCUGCGCAGCACCGACCCGCGCUUCCAGCGCACGCGCUCCGAGUCCUCGCUGGACCCGCCCCCGCCGUCGAGCCCGCCCUCGCCCUCGCCCGACUCGCCGGGCCGUGGGAACAGGAGGGCCCAGGAGGACUGGGCGCGCUGCGAGGGCGCCCUGCCCCGCCCCUCGCCGGGCUCCGCCCCCUCCUCCAAGCACGGCCGCCCCCGGGCCCCGCCCAUGGCCGCCAGCAGCAAGUACAACGCGCGCAGCCGCAUCCUCAGCAGCCCCAUGACGGUGAUCCGGGAGGGCGAGGGCGAGCUGGGCGAGGCGCCCGACUGCAGCGGCCCGGCCGCCGGGCCGGCGGACUCCGCCGCCGCCCUGUGCGGGGACAGCAGUUAGGAGCCGCGGUUACUGCCCCCCAUCAGACGGGGGCGUCGUCUGACUCGCUUACGGCCAAGGGGGAGGGGCCGCCCCGCUGCAGAGCCUAACUGCCCGCCCCCCCGGGGCUCCACCGGAUCCAGCCGGUUCCCUGUUCUGGAGUCCGGCUCCUUCCGGAUAUGGAGAGCCACAGGCUACCCCCCCCCCUCCCUGAGUCGCCCACUACAUGGAUUCUGUGGUGCUCUUGUCUGAAGUGGAGUAUUUACUCCAGGUUUUACACGGUCUAAUUUUUGUUUCCUCAUCUUUCGUAUGAGAAUCUGUACUCCACGAGAAGCAAUAUCAGACUUCCACUGGCAAAUGUAGCCUGAUGUGUUUUCCCUGUUUUGUUUCCUUUGUUUAUUAUCUUGUUUUUUUUCCCCUUGUUUUUUCCCUGUUUAAAGUUCCAGAGUGUAAAGAAAGUGUAGAACCCCCGUUGCUUUUUUCAGUAUGUUGCUUUGAGAACUGAAUUAAGGGAAAGAUAUGUGAGAGAAAGAAUUAAGUGACAUGAUUUCAUUGCUGCAGUAGUGCUACUCAGUAGCGGCUGAACUGGGUUGGUGUUCUAACCAAGAGCGUUGUCGUUGAGACUGGGGAAAAACGAAAGUUUCUACUAACAGUCUGCUGUUGCUCCUUUUCAAGUUUGCGUUCCUUUCCGUAAUGGCUGCCUCUCUGUCCUGAGGUCAGCAAAGCCACCCUCCAUUUCUCCACUGUUGGCGAGUCCCCUUCAGGUUCAGGGCAGACCCCGAAACCAGAAAUGGGACUUUCCCAUGAUUCUUUAAUUUGUCCUCAGUAGCCAACCGGUGGGGUAGGGGGGCGGCUUCCAAGGCCUCCAUUUCUGUGGCCACACGGCACUGAAAAGGGCUCACGGCUGGACUGUUACACCGGCUAGCGGAAACAAGCACGUGGACAAGAUGGCACUACGGAGGAGGGUUUGGGGUUAGGUUUUUUAAACCUUUUCUAGCUCUGUUUUAGUUGGUAGAUUUGCACUACAUAUUAGUAUUUUGUUUUUAAAGACGAGACGUUGUGUUCGGGGGAAUCCUUUAAUAAGUCUGUUUGUGUCAUUUACUUCAUGAGAAUGCAGAAUGGAUUCGAAACGAAAAGAAAAUUUACUUGAAAAACCCAUCAGCCCUGUUUCAUUUGUGAACGUUUCGGUUACCAAAGACCUAAGGGGUACAAUUUUGCCCGCAGUAUUUUGUCAGGAGGGCAGGAUCUCAAUCUGAUCGAUACUAGACUGGAUGCAACCAGAAUCUUGUAUUGUUGAGUUUAGCAUGAUUUAAGAGAUGGACAUAAUUAGGCUCCCAGUUAAUACUACACUAUUUUACCUUUCUAAAAUAGAUUUCUUUUUCCUGUGACGUUUUAUAAUUUUUAAUGUAAAUACAUAGAAAAUUGUAAAAGUAACAUUUGACUUAUUUUUCACAGAAUUUGUACAUUUUUAGAGCCCUUGUUUUUGAAAGGAGGGGUCCUUUUGUAGGCUAUUUAUUUUAGUAUAGUGAGGAUAUGGAUGUGAUUUGAUCUUUUUUUUCCUUCUGCAGUUGGGUGGGAAGGAAGGGGAUGGGGGUGGAGUUGUGUGUGACCUUUGCAGCAGUGGUGUCCAUUCCUGCUUCAAGUCUACAGGGGUUUUCAGACACGCCUCUCAACCGAAUUGACACCUGAGACAGCCGAUGAUUUGAGUUCCAAUCAAAUCACUGGCCCGUUAUGUAAUUGAGAAAAGAGGUGGACUAACAGCAGACCCCUGUGGGACACCGCUGCUGCAGAGUGCUAACAGGAGAACAGUUAUUUCUGAACCCUGUCAUGAGCACGGCAGGGACCAAAGAGUUCAGCAGAUACACAGAUUUCCAUGUUCCAGAGCUCACCUGAAUCUAUUUAGAUUUCUGUAGAAGCAAUAUUUAAGUUUUUUUCUUUUCUACAAGGCAAUUAAACAAUCCGUAUGCAUAUGUUCAUUAAAUAAUGGCUUGGUGGGUUCUCAAUCAUGCAAUGCGUGUUUUUUUUUUUCUUGUUUAAUUGUACACGGUUAUUUAUCAAUACUCCUCAGCACUGAAACGGAAAUCCCCGUAUCUGCGGAACUCUUUCCUCCCUGGCACAGCGGGGUGUUUUUAUCGGUUCAGGCGCCCGCAGUAGCCCCGCCCACUGCGCUGUUUGACGAAGCCCGGCCGCCCCGUCGCUGGGAGAAAGAUGGAGAGGCCCUGAGGUGGGGUGCGCGGGCUGCCGGCCCUGUGUUUGUCUCUGUAAUAAAACAUGAUGUCAUUAAAGA
Molecule: messenger RNA, 7396 nt
Organism: Anguilla rostrata (American eel)
Lineage: Eukaryota; Metazoa; Chordata; Actinopteri; Anguilliformes; Anguillidae
Gene: nhsl1b
Product: NHS-like 1b
Biological process (GO): cell differentiation
Source: RefSeq, a predicted model, not a curated record